AUGGGCGCCUGGGCCGAGAUUGUUCUGUGGCAAAAUGGAAAAGUGGUCAGUUUAUAUGAUUGGCACGUGAUAGGGGGUUAUAUACUUGGUAUUUAGUAGGGAAUUGUAUGCUUUUUAUUUGAUAGGAAAAGGAUAGUUACAAGCUCGUUACCUUUAUUUACUUUGUAGCUUGUUUUGAUAACUUUACCUACGUUAAAAUGACAAAUCUUACGAUAUUCUUUUAGUUACACUCGUUUCUGGCCGAUGAAGCUUCGGUGGACAUUGGCAAACAAUUCUUGGUUUCUAGCGCUUUUCAAAACACAGGUAAGAUUGUUUCACAAUUUUAAAUGGUUUUUUUUUUGUAAAAUACGGGCUUAAUUGUUCUCGAUACCAAAGAGGGUUAAAUUGACACCUAAAACAUCUUCAGAUCCCCAAAUCUGCACAAUAACUAAGCUGAAGAGUGGGUGCGAAGUCAAGAACCACUCAUUCCAACCGAUUUACAUCGACACCACCGCCAACCAUCGUCCCGGCGUUCCACACUCAAAACAUUCACCCAAAGACUUGGCCAAAUCCGAAUCGGCCAUGCUUUUCUGGGACACAGCCUUUGCCAGAGCCCUGAAAGAUGCCACAACAGUCGAAGAGUUACAGUCGAAAGAGCUUCAAUCAAUGUGUUACUCGAAGAUCGAAUUCAAAAGAAGCGGCGAGAACUUUGGCAUCGGAAUAACGUUCGUCGAGGCGUGGGAGAAGAUUAGAAAGGCUAUCGCGGCCAAGAGUUUUGGACUGGAUAAUAGUGAAGUGUGAGUUUUUAGGGAUAGAUUUUUUGGUUUUAAGAUGGUGAGGGGGGGGGGACAAUUUUUUGAAAUGAGGGGUGUUUAAAAAAGUUUUUUUUGGGGUGGGUGGGGUGAGUCAAAAAAAAAUUUUUUUUUGGGGAUGGGCGGGGGUAAAAAAAUCAAAUUUAACUUGAGUCAGGGACGGAUGGUGUCAAAUUCGACUCUUCCUUAAAAAAAAUUUUUGGGGGUAUGGGAAGAGGGAAAAAUCAAAAAUUUUUUUAAAUUUUUUUUUGAAAUUCACGGUGCGGAGGGGGACAAAUUCAUUGUUUUCUAAAUUGAUGACAAUGGUUUUUAACAUAUAAACAUUAGGUUGUUCGAAUAAUUCUGCGCCCCUUUCUAAAAUUUUUUUUUGGUUUGAGGGCACAGAAUUAUUUACUUAAUAGUUUUGUAAAACGCAGUUUUUGGGCUUUAAUUGUGAAGUAAGAAGUGAUUGCACUAUUUACCACAAGUAAAUUAACAAAAAAUUAAUUUUAAAACUAUAAACUAAACUUCAAACCUAUUUUCAGGAACAGAACAGUAUCGUUGUCCCAAUCCGAUGCUCAACGCUUCAAAUUGCCAGUCUUUAAGCCAAGCUCGUCUCCAUUGCGUAACAGAUCCUCUUUGGCUCUAAUAUUGGACAGAGAAGAGGCUAGGCCAAGGAAAUCGUCGAUUGUCAGGGAUUUGGUCAAUAAUUUCACGGUACUUUAUGUUUUUGGUAUAUUACGCUGUUCCAAUAAUUCUGGGUUCCUUAACCUCGAUAAUUUGCUUUGAGAGGGGGUGCAGAAUUAUUUGAACAACGUAAUAUUUUAAUAGUGUGCCCUUGACCCUGAAAAUUUGUUUUGAUAUGGGCUCAGAAUUAUUUGAGCAACCUAAUAUUUUAAAAGGGCACAGAAUUAUUUGAACAAUCAGGUUUUCAAAAUUUGAAGUUUUGGAUAACAAUAUUUUUCAGACUCAAAUCGAGAACAAAGAGAACCAGCUUGUCCACACCUCAUCAACCUCAUCGUUGACUCCAAAAUCAGAAUCCGAAGCCCUACCACCGAAAGGUCGACCAUCCUUAAGGAAGUCGAAUGCCUUGUUCCUAAAUCACAAAACCCCAGUCCUAAAACAAUCGCUGAUCGAACUGGACGAGGAGGUGAAGCUUCUGGAGCUAAUGGUACAGAAAAUUCAAGAGAAUGGUCAUCAUAGUCAUCAUACCGAAAAGAAUGGCAAAAUAGAUGACAGAUAUGGUCGUGACCUCAAAUAUGGCCGAAGAAGUGUAACAGAUCAAACUCCACCGAACAGAACCUCGAGACACGCUCACUACAGCCACGUGGCUUCGGAAUCCUCGCCGGAAGAGGUGAUUCUCAGAACCGAACGAAUCGAACCCAAAAUUCGAACUUUUUCCACCGGAGGCAUGGCUAAAUUGGAGGUGUAA
This is a messenger RNA of Bursaphelenchus okinawaensis, 2202 nucleotides long. NCBI's taxonomy places the organism in Eukaryota, Metazoa, Nematoda, Chromadorea, Rhabditida, Aphelenchoididae. The record is from the annotation of a GenBank genome assembly.